This is a messenger RNA of Racocetra fulgida, 674 nucleotides long. The record is from the annotation of a GenBank genome assembly. NCBI's taxonomy places the organism in Eukaryota, Fungi, Glomeromycota, Glomeromycetes, Diversisporales, Gigasporaceae.
AACCCACAAAACUUCCCAUCAAAUUGCCUGAUGGUAAAAUAAGACAUCAAGAGUCUAAUAAUGACUCUAGCAAUGAAAAUGGCGAAAAAAAAGAAAAUUCAUCUUCAGAUAGUGAUAAUCUUGAUGAGAAUCUGCAAGAUGACAUGAAGGCUAAUGAAGCAGAUGAGGAUGUUGCCGAAUUCAUUUCCAUACAAAAUAUAUCAAGCAGUAAUGAUAUCACUCAGAAGAAAGAAGAGUUGGCCACAAUAGCCCAAAUGGUUUCCGAAGAAGUCAGAAAAUUGCGGCAUUUUGAACAAAGUCUUAUAUCUAAUUAUCAGGCUUAUUUAAGAUCUCUGGAAACUGAAUUAAAAGCAAGUUUGGAUGCAGUUAAAUUAAUAACUAAGAUGAUUAAAACCAAAAGCUAUGUUGUGCACGAAGAGGUUUUAAAUACUUUUUUGCACCUCCGACUAAAAGAAGAACUAAGUGUAAAAGCAUUAAAUAAUAAGGAUUCCGUUAAUAUUAAAACCAAAGGUAAAAAGAGGAAGUUUGAUAAACAAGGAUCAAAAAAGCAUUUGUCAAAAAAAUUGAGAAAAUUGUAUAAAGAGAGAAAAGAAGUUGAAAAGGAAAUGAAAGAGGCUGAGGCCGUUGUGAAUAGAGAGGAAAGAGAAAAAACGGUAGGUUAUUUUCAUCAAUGA